AUGAAAAUGUCUUGUUCUGAGGAGAGCUUCCGGUUGAAUGAUGCGGUAUCGGUGUGCUCGAUGAGGAGCAAAGCGAUGAUUGACGCCCUCUUUGAGGACACUCGAUCCGUCUGCAGUUCUACGUACUCAGGAUGGUAUGCGAGCGCUCGUGGGUGCUCGAUCAAUCAUGAGGACACCAGUACCGAUGGCAUUAAGAGGGCCAACUGUGCUGUCCAAGCCAGGAUCGAAGCCAUGUUUGCAUCGGUAGAGGCCGAAACUGGAAAAGCUGGUGAAUGUGCUGCGGCUGUACUUCCGGUGAAAUACUUGGGAGCAGCACCGGUAGGGGGUCGAGUCGCCAGCAUCCGCGGCCUCCAGGAGCCCCUGCGCCAGCUCCUGGAGCGCCUGGACACCGCCAUGUCAGCGGAACUCGAGAUCUCCCGCAGAGGCCUGACCUUCCGCACCUCCGAGAGCUUCGAGAAAACGAACCCCUUCCGUCGCAUCGCAGUCUGGAGCGCCCUGAAGCUCCGCUCCCGCUCGAAAACUCCCCAGAACCUCUCCGAGACCCACCACGCCUUCCUUCCCCUGGUCUCCGACGACCCGUCCCCCCAGUCCGACGACAAAUACUCCGACCUCUACCGAAGUAUGCGAGGGCUAGAAUCAAACGUCGGGAAAUAUCCCCCAGUUUUCGCAGUCAUCAUGAGACGUCCAGGUGCAGCUCGAGUCCUUGAAUGUCACGCAUUCGCGUGCAAAACAGAGGAGGACGCAGUGGCGGCAGCUGCCACCCUCUACCGAGCACUCCUGGCUGAUCUGGACUCGAAUCGUCGACGACCAAGACAAUCGAACGGACUGGGCUGCGCUAGUCUAGCGUCAGUGGCAUCAAGCUACAUGGACCACAACUCAGUCUUCAGUAAGAUGGACCACACCAACAUCCCACCGCGACCAUCGCCCUCCCACCCGAUUCGUCCCCCUAGAACCAAAAAAACGUCGACGUCUGGGUCGACCACCGACGGAAGUUCCUCCGUCAUCAAAAACAAAAUCCCCAGAAGAAAGAAGCUAUCCGAGAUUAGGCCUGAAGACAUCCUCGAGGCUAGAAAGCGAAGAACUUUGGCUGAAGACUCCAGAAGUGUCUUGCAAGAACUGAAAGACGACAGAUCAGUGGCUUCGGCAGCUGGGACCAACAGAAGCUCGAAGGGACGAACUUCCAGGAGUAGAAACGAAGAGAUCAACAACAUGAGGAACAAAUUGUACUCUGGAGAUAAUUCGGUGAUGAAGAGCAAUGAUGAGAACGUCAUCUACGUUGGAAAGAUGAACAGCUACGAGAGGACUCCGAGGAAACCGAAGACUUUUGUGUCAGAGAGGAACUACUCGUUCGUGGAGAAGAAUGGGAGCAUUGUUGGAGAGGUCGUGGUGACCACUGAGGCUCAGCUGUAUGACAAGAAUGUUAAACAAGGGUCCUUCGACCUCGGAAAAAGUUCAUCCAUUUUUUCUGGGGGGUCUCCUCAGGGGAAUGAUAAUGAAUCCAAGAGCUGUGAGAAUUCGAUAUAUGAGAGACCGAUUGAGAGGAAACGUAGCAGCAGGGAGAAAUCGUAUGAGGAACAUUUCAGAGAUGCUGAUAAAAUAUUCAGUAUCGGGCAGGAGGAGAUCCAAUCGUCAAAGAAGAAGCAUCAAGGGAGAGCCCAAACUCCUCAGAAUAAAAUUAACAUGUGCAAAAAUAGUAAUAAUAAGGAUGAGAGGGGGAAUGCUCGGGUUAGAGAUGGGAUGCAGAGUGUGGGGAGUCGGUACGAGAAUAAUAUACCUCAGAAUGACAGGAGUUCGAGGAUUGAUGAAUUCUCGAGGGGCUCUUGUGAUGACAAAAUGAAGGGCACUUGUGGGCAUGGAAGGGAGCGGAAGAAGAGGAAUAGGGCGGGGAGUGAGCCCCCUUUGAGCAGAACUGAGGAUGCUAGCAAGAAAUUGGAGAUCAAGCUGAAGAGGUCGCAGAGCGAUCUUGAGGAGAGGGGAGACCUGAUGACGAGAGUGGAGUUACCCAGGAGGGGGAGCUUUCUGAAGCCGGGAGCGCCUAGACUGCCUAACAAUGUCAAUGGGGGAACGCCGCUUGGGUUCACGGAGUUGUUUGAUGAAUUUCGGAAUCAGGAGGGACUGACUAGUGUUGAUGAUAUUUUAGCUACGAUUAUUGAUCCUGAAGGAAUGUCUUUCAAUGAGCUCAAACCCCUCUACAAAGAAUUUCUCUUAAAACUAGCAUCAACAUUAACCCAGGACGAACUUUAUCAACGUUCAGCAAACAUAAUGAAACGCCGGAGAAGACCGUCGCGAAGGCGAUCAAUGAGGAAACCGUGUCUCCUUGGCCGAGCGAUCAAAAGAUCAGUAUCUAAAAUCAAAAGUGGACCGACGGAGUUCACUUCUGUUAUUUUCCCAGCGAGAAAAUUCAAUGAGAAUUUCGAUAGCAGCUCCUCCUGCGAGGCCAGGAACAGUAGGAGAGUUUUGGCCAGUAGAUUGAGUAGGAGAAGAUCUUCCUGGAAGAGGACGAAGGGAUUGACUACUUCAGAGGACAGUGACACAGGCCGAAGAAUGGGCCGAAGUACCGGAGCAGGAGCGAACAGGAGUAGCAGUGGUUACGUAAGCUGCAGCGAAUGCAGUUACGACUCUGAAUCUUGCACCUGUAUAUCAGCGGACAAGUGUUACUGUUCAUUACCCAGAAGAUCACCGCCACAGGGUUCAAGCAACAAUGCAAUUGUCUGUGGUUGCGACACUGACAGCUGCUCAGAGAGCAACAAGUGUUACUGCGCUCGACAUACGAUUCAACCCAGUAUUAUGGAGCAAUUAAGACAACGUGGGAUUGUUCCAUCAGAGGGUACAUUGUCUAGAGGUAGAAGUCCCGAGAGAAACAAAGUAUCAAGAUCCUCCAAGGGUCAGACAUCGUCGAGGAGCCUCGAGUACACGAACAUAAGACCAUCACCGGGCAGAAGCAGUUCCGAUAAUUUAGCACUGGAUUACGAGCUCUUCAGUCCUGGAAAAAAAUCGCAGUGUUCUGCGGGGAGUGAAAAAGUGCUCGUGGUGAGCGCUAGAGACCCUCAGGGACGACUGGUAUACGUAGGGGGGGCUGAGAGGAAGAAGAAAUCAUCAUCCAGUGGAGCUCACAGGGCUGGAGCUCAUCAUGAGGCUUUAUCAAUAAAAAAAAGUGCUGAAAUCGCUGCUGUGUUUGGGGACUCGGCUGCCAGGGGUUGCAGGAGGGCCGGCAGCUUCUCCAGCAUGAGAAGCUCCAUCAGUCUAGAAGCUGGGCUUGGAUAUUUACCUUAAUCAUUUUAUUUAUUAUUACCAUCGUCAUUCAGUAGUGAAGAGGUCAGGGAGAAAAGGA
Molecule: messenger RNA, 3331 nt
Organism: Diachasma alloeum
Lineage: Eukaryota; Metazoa; Arthropoda; Insecta; Hymenoptera; Braconidae
Exons: 5
Coding region: 1-3273 (1090 amino acids)
Source: RefSeq, a predicted model, not a curated record